Molecule: messenger RNA, 978 nt
Organism: Danio rerio (zebrafish)
Lineage: Eukaryota; Metazoa; Chordata; Actinopteri; Cypriniformes; Danionidae
Source: RefSeq, a predicted model, not a curated record
UGAACUGCGGACCCUCGCGUUUGGCUGCGACUGAGGCCAUGAUGAGAUGUUAAAAACAGGCUGAGAGACAAAAACAGAAGAGCAUUGAAACAUCGACCAUCACAUAAAGCCGUCAUGGCGGAAUCACAGACCGGUUGCGAUCGCUUUGUUCUCGGAAUGGAUCUGGGCACCACAUCGGUGAAAGUGGUGCUGUUGGAAGCGCAGUCAAAGACAGUGACAGAGAGCAGGAGCUUCACUACAAACGCUGAUAUCAGCAGCAGCACACACACACAUGCCAAAGAGCAGGAUCCUGCACUUAUAAUUGCCGCUCUGGACCAGUGCAUGGCUGCUUUGCCUAAAGACAAGCUGAAAAAAGUCAAGUUCAUUGGAGUAUGUGGACAAAUGCAUGGCAUUGUGUUGUGGAAAUCUAACUCAGGCUGUGAAUGGCAGAGUAAAGAUGGCAUCACCAGAUUCAGUCCCAAAGAUGUCAGUCAGCUGAUCACAUGGCAGGACGGGCGCUGCGACUUUGACUUCCUGUCGGCUUUACCUAAACCAGAUUCACACCUGAGUGUGGCCACCGGCUUCGGCUGUGCCACGGUCUUCUGGUAUAUGAAACACAGGCCCGAGUUCCUGUCAGGCUUCAGUGAUGCAGGAACCAUUCAAGACUAUGUGGUUUCCAUGUUGUGCAGCCUUGACAAGUGUGUGAUGACUGGACAAAAUGCUGCCAGCUGGGGCUACUUCAACACAGCCACUAACCAAUGGAACACACACAUUCUGAAGGAUGCAGGUUUCCCUGUGCACCUCUUGCCUGUGCUGGUGGAUUCAGGACGUGUGGCUGGUCAUACUUCCUGUGAAUGGUACGGCAUUCCUGCUCACACAGCGGUCGGGGCGGCACUAGGAGACUUCCAGUGUAGUGUGUACUCCUGCAUAACUGACAGAGGACACGCAGUGUUGAAUAUGAGUACUUCAGCCCAGCUGACGUUCAGGAUGCCAGCUGAA